AUGCUCUUCGCAAUCAUGUUCGCCUUUUGGCGCUUCAUGGAGAUAUUGACCCUCGUCCCCAUCGUCGGCAUGCUCUCCUACUUCGUCAACAUAAACCUCUCCGCCAACCUCAUGACCCCAACCUCCAUCCUCGUCCUCUUCAUCGUCUCCGUCCUCGCCCUCGCCUGGGCAGUUUUUACUCUUUUCUCCUACCACCGCUCCUCCAACAACGCCCAAUUCGUCGGGUUCAUCGACCUCUGUCUCUUUGGCGCGCUCAUCGCGGGCGUGUACUACCUCCGUGGGAUCGCCAACGCAGAUUGCUCCUCUGGGGCGAUUCUGCGACAAAACGGGUGGCUGGUUGUCAGCGUUAACUUUGACAAGACCUGCGGGAUGCUCAAGGCUUGCUUUGCGAUGGGAAUCAUGAAUGUUGUCUUCUUUUUUAUCACGGCGUUAAUGGCGUGGGUGCAUGGGAGGCAUACGGCGAGGGAUGAGAAGGUUAGGUAUGUGGAGACGAGGAGGGUGAGUAGGUCGAGGGGGGGGUCGAGGAGCUCGAGAAGGUCGAGGAGUUAUUCUGGGAGCAGGGGGCAUAGCCAUCAUCGGGCUUAUGUUUGAGUGUGGGAGAGUUAGGGCUGGGGUGGGGGGUUACAUGAGGUUUUUUUCUUGGAAAUGAUGUGAUGUUCAAGGGCAGGAGAUCUUACGAGCGAUGGAUUAAUGUGUUUAUAUUAAGGCUCGAGGCUACGACGUGACGACCAUUGAGUUUUGAGCGUUUGUAUAUUUGGCGGAUUUUUUGAUGUUGUGCUUGGCUUUUUAGGGAUUGUAUAGAUUUGCCUCGACGGUGCGGUUGUUGAUGAACAGGCUGGGAGUCGCGCUAGAAAUGUCCCGAUUUUGGUUGUUUGUAUCCCCAAUCCUUCAUAUCUCUGUCGUCUGAAAAGUCAUCGGAACUUGUGUGCCAGUCAAUAGCAGGAGCUUUGACACGAAAGAUAGGUAGCCGCCCUGUGAUAUUUUGUGAUGAGCAGCUUGUAGUGCCCAUCAGGGGUGGUUGAUGCAAAAUGUCAAGACCGGCGGUUUGAUGGGCACCAACACAACCCCACACGGCCGUUCAACAUCAAGGCCUCCAACUGUCAUGAGUGAACGAAGCGAUUGCUCCCAAGACAUCUCUGUGUAUAUUGUUUAUUCUAGGGCUCUACAAAUAAAUAUGACAUCCUCCCCUUUUAAACGACUUCGCAACCGCUGCUCCCCCCACCACCAUCUGAGUGUUCCCCCCCCCCCCUC
This is a messenger RNA of Podospora bellae-mahoneyi, 1251 nucleotides long. RefSeq lists its product as uncharacterized. The record is from RefSeq and is a predicted model, not a curated record. Lineage: Eukaryota; Fungi; Ascomycota; Sordariomycetes; Sordariales; Podosporaceae. The transcript is spliced from 2 exons. The coding region runs from base 1 to 591 and encodes 196 amino acids.